This is a messenger RNA of Poecilia reticulata (guppy), 3719 nucleotides long. NCBI's taxonomy places the organism in Eukaryota, Metazoa, Chordata, Actinopteri, Cyprinodontiformes, Poeciliidae. The record is from RefSeq and is a predicted model, not a curated record.
GAAAUUACAAUGUUUCGCCCUCCGCUACUAUCAGUGGGUCACAGUCUAUGUUCUCACAUAUGCGGACUGUUUUCUCUGAUUCUUCUCCAAGGUGUAAGUGUAACCUCCACGCCUCCCAGUGCCUGCUGACUGAGGGGAACCUCCAGUGCCAGUGUGAACACAACACCACCGGGCAGGACUGCCAGCGAUGCAAGAAGGGCUUCAAAGCCAAGUCCUGGAAAGCAGGUUCCUAUCUGCCUGCACCAACUGGGACCCCCAACACCUGUACAAUUGCUGGUUCCCCCUCCGGUUCUAACAGGAAAGAGGGUGAGGAUGACGUUGAAGCUGAAACUGAAGCAACGUUCAUCUCCGAAGCUGAACGGUCGCCGGCCGUUACACACGAGCCUUUAAGUUCUCCUUUGGAAGAAGAUUCGGACCUCAAAGUCCCCGUUGCUGAGGUUGGAAACUCACUUUUCAGUUCUCUAAACCCUCAUCAUCUUGAUAAAAGUGAAGACAGCGGAGCUCCAGCGCCAGAAAGCAGAUUUACAGAGGGCUCAGUCCCUCAAACGCACCACGCGUUAUCCACCCGCACUUCAUCUGAGCCUCCGCUGGUACCGACGGGACAAUCUGACACGCUUCCUGUCGGAACGGAGCUCCAUCCUCCUUCGUUGUCGUCUCCGCCGGGGGAGGACGGAGUUUCUCCGCCACGGGAGUUCACUCGUUCAGAAACGGUUCCUGAGCAUUCACAUCUGUCCCACCCUGUUCCAGAAGGUUCCUCUCAUCACUCUGUCACUAAUUAUCAUCAUCAUCAUCAUCAUCACAUAGAAGAGCCUACUGUAAAAGUUCAGCAUCAUUCAAGCCUAACUGAUGGAGUUUCCCACAAGUCUAUACAUGAGAGUCACGGACACAAGGCAACAAGCUCCACUGAACAUGAGCGAGGCAAGGAGGAGGAGGAGUACAACGAAGAGGAAACAUCUAAAACGACAGGUGCCCACAGUCCACAGCCGCAACACGAGACCCACGGCCACAAACCAACAACUUUAUCUGAACACGAGGGGCGGCGCAGAGAGGCGGGGGGACAUGCAGAGGCUAAAGACCUCCACAAGUCUGAAGAGUACACACAUGAAACUCACGGCCACAAAAUACCCUCAUCCGUGCAUGGAGAGAAAGGGAAGCAAACAGAAAAUCAUGUGGAAAUUAAAGACCCCCAUGCAUCUAUGGGACACAAACAUGAAACUCAUGGACACGCAACAAAAACCUCCUCUGGGCACGUGGGAGACGUCAAUGAGGCUGAGAAGACAGUUUCCCACAUGACGAAGGGACAUGUACACGAGGCUCAUACAUCAACUGGCUUGUCUGAACAUGGUGAAGAGCAGCACACAAAGACAAAUCCUCAUAAGACAGAGGGACACGGACAUGAGGUGCAUGGCCACAGAACGACUUUACCUGAACACGAAGAGGGAAAAAACACAAAGUUUCACACAGGUGUGUAAUGUAGCAGCUCUGUAGUGUCACGUAGGUACAUAAACUGCCAUUGUAGUUUAGCAGCAGAAACCAAUAGUGGUUAAUUUAUCAACAUGACCUCUAACAGUAGUAAAUGACCCCCCGAUAGAAAAAAGGCAGGAAUGCAUCUUAGUGUCUGCUUUCUUCCUGGCUUUGCUUAUGACAACGGCAACUGUGAUGUAACAGUUUCCCACAUAUUUGAGGGACACGCACAUCAACCGCAUGGCCACGAAACACCCACUUCAUCCCAGUCGCAUGGAGAGAAAGGCCAUGAGCAAGACAUAAAAGACACACAUGGGCACGUUAAACCAGCCAGUCACAGGCACGAGGAGCAUCCACACAGAACAGCAGAAGCUACAGCCUCCCACACAUCGGAGCAACAGCAUCAUGGAACGAAAGGCCAUCACGCGUCUGAGGAACAUUCGCUGAAGCAUCAAACAUUAUCUCAUCAAGGAGAGGGCCACAUACAAACACAAGCUGGAAGGAAAGGUACUCUUGUUAGCUGGAGUGGUUAGAAGUGCUUUAUGUGGUAGAACUGCAUCGGGUGGCUUAGGUUCAUAUAUGUGGAGGCUUGAAAUGCAAGAGAUAUAAGUCGCAUGUGAUGUGUUUUAUGAAUUGGAGCUUUUCUUCCUGACACAAUGACUUGUGACCUCAUGAAGGGUGUUACACGUGAUUGCUGGAUUUUUUAUAGUCUGAUCUGUAAUUAACUUUUUUUAUUCGAUUGUUAGGGUGAGUUUUUCUUAUUAAAAAGAAAACAUAACCAAAGAAAAAUACCACUUUUGACAAUUUUGGUGCAUCUGCCACACAAUAAAUUCGUAAAUGAAGUUUGUAGAUGUACAGAAGAUUUAUUUAUUGUCUACUAUGUAGUGUUUAAAGGAUCUAUGCCAAUAGUUUUUUCUUUAUUUAAUGUGAGCUGUGAUGAUUUUCAAGAAAAAAUAUUUGACUUGCUCACAAGCAAAAAUACUUAUACAAUCUUCAAAAAAAAUGUGUCCCUGAAAAAAAUGGUGGAAAAUCACUUGCCGUUCAGGGCUUCAAUAGGUUUACACACAAGUUACACCUUGUAAAAAUGUAUGAAAGUAAAAUAAUAAUCUUCUUUUAGUAUUGUUACUUUUGAAUUAACAAUAAAAUUGAUGGGUUAGACCAGCACACAUCUGUGGAACAUGGACAUGUAAUUCAGAGCCAGACAUCAUCUCAGCAUGGAGAGGAGAGAAGAGCUGUGUCAGCCCCUCACAAAUCCAGUGGACAUGUUCAUGAGACUCAUAGCCAACAAACGGCAACAGAUGAGCAAGGGCACGGUGAUGCUCAGAAAGCAGUCUCCCAGAUGCAUGAGAGUCUCGCACAAGGCCACAAAACCGCAGCCUCACAUGGACAUGGAGAGGAGGAGCAUGGACACAACAAAGUAGAAAGGACAGGUAUACAGUGUGGAUGUAAUAAUUUAAUCGCAGUAAUGUGAAGCUGGACUGAUGAAAUCAGCAUCAGAGAGAGAAAACAGCCUGCCGCUUUCUUUUUUUGCUACAUCAGAACCACAAAUGUUAAUGUUUUUAAUGGGAUUUCACAUGACGGAGCCACAGCAAUUAGUGCAUAGCUGUGAACCAGAGGAAAAAAGGAUGCAGGUUUUUACAGAUAAAAAUAGGAAAUGUGCGUGUUGUCAACGUCAUAGGUGAACUUCUAAUCCCAUUCAAGUUAAUUACUGCCUCUAACUGGGUUUCAUCCAGUAUUCGUCUCUCCAUCAGCUCUGGCACGCUGCAUAAUCCUGCCACCACCAUGUUUCACAAUCCCCACAAGCCCAGUGGACAUGUACAUGAUGUUCAUGGUCACAUAUCGGCAACCCCACAUGGGCGUGGAGAAGAGGGGCGCACACACAUAAACACUGAAAGGACAGAUCCUCAUGAGUCUCAGACUGUUGUACAUCAUGGCCACAAAUCGACUACCUCACAUGGACAUGGAGCGAUGGAGCAUGCGCACGCAAAAGUUGAAAGUACAGAUGCUCAUGUGUCUCACACCCAUGUGCAUCACGGUCAGAACCCCCUGGCCUCACACAGGCACGGAAAGACAGAGCACUCCCACGGACAAGUUGAAGCGAUUGAAACGACAGGUAUAGCUGUUAGAUGGAGUAGACGUUAUUCUCUUGAAAUCAAAUAAUGUACGAUAUUCAGCAGAUACGUUUGCAAAAUGGCGAGAAAAAAAAGGACAACGGUUGUGCAGACUUGUCAUCUUGUUGACAAUGCUUAUUUCAA